AUGACUUCACAUAUAGAGACAGUAACCGCACUCAAUAUGUUAUGUCCGUGUUGUUUCUUGAAAAUGUAUAGCUUGAAAAUGCAGAGUUCAAAAUUAGACGGCAUAUGACGGAGGAGCUCACUGCCGGAAGAGAAGAGCAUGUUUCCCCGACCUCCUUCUGAGUACCCGUCGCGUUUUUUAAGCGAGGAAGGAGAAAAUUGCACCAGAGGACAGUUUUUCCGAAUUCAUUGUGGUUAAGAGACUUCUGUGUUCAAUCCGAGUCGACUCGUACUGAAAAGAGAUUCAGGGAAGUCGUAGGUCCAAUCCGAACCGACUAACAUCAUCACCAAGCGACUUCUGUGGUUCUUCGAGAGGGGUGCGGACCCGGAGGCACCCUUGAAGGGAUGAAAGGCUUUACAGAGACAGAAAAUAGAUGACUAGUAACUAGUAAUGAGUUUGAUGUCGAAACUGGUUUUGUUAGAAGCUUUAUGAAAU
This is a messenger RNA of Amoebophrya sp. A25, 474 nucleotides long. Lineage: Eukaryota; Dinophyceae; Syndiniales; Amoebophryaceae. The record is from the annotation of a GenBank genome assembly.